Molecule: messenger RNA, 1687 nt
Organism: Neurospora hispaniola
Lineage: Eukaryota; Fungi; Ascomycota; Sordariomycetes; Sordariales; Sordariaceae
Exons: 2
Coding region: 1-1551 (516 amino acids)
Source: RefSeq, a predicted model, not a curated record
AUGGGUUUUACAGCUUACCUAAAGACGAUCCUCAGCGAUUUGUUGUGCGGUCCGGAACCCAACAAAAGCCAACAUGCUCAAAGACACGUUGAAGCCAACCAACAGAGUAUUCAUCUUUGGCCCGUCUCAGCACCGGCUGCCUCAUUGCCUCCUCCGAACCUCAAGCCCCGCCUUCCCCACUUGCAUAACCCUAUGCUUCCCUUCUCGGUGUCAGCAUUCGCCCCUCAGUCCCAGGGUUCUCCUACAAACGGUCUCGUCCAGGCUCAGCAGACACAAACCAAACCCCUCGCACAGCAACAACAACAACAACAACAACAACCACCACCACACGGAAGCGAGCAGCAGGAAACCGACUUCCUAACCCUCCUCACCCUCCUCGAAAAGGCUCUUCGGCACACUCACUACGCCGUCUGCGGCCGCGCCGCUCUUUACGUGUGGGGGUACCGCCAUCCGUCCUCCGACGCCCCUCCGGAACAGGUUAGCAUCGUCUGUCCCGAAGGUGACCAAGCCAUCAUUCUCUCGUGGGCAAAAGCGCAGGGAUGGACGUCGAAUGCCGUUUCCAAUGCCAAGGGGUGUUGUUCUCUUGAGGUUCUUAUUCCUGAGCGGGAUGGAAAGUAUGGAAGGAAGGCGAGAACAGUGGUGGUCAAGACUGCGGAGCGGAUGGGUGGAUUGGGUGGAACGAUGCUGGGAAUGCCAGUGGCCGUUGUCAAAGGCACGUGGGCUGAAGCAGAAAAGAAGGUGCUCAAGACGCAAGCGGCUGUGGUUACCCUCCCUGCGCUGUUGGAGAUGUUGAUGGAGGAGUUCGUAACUGCUGUCACUCACACUCACACGCACACUCACACUCACCAGCAGGAGCAGCAGCACACCCACCAAGUGGAGGAACUAGCGAACACUAUCCUUUGGGUUUUGUCCCGACUCGUGGAACGAGGCGAGAGACUCUACCAGGAUCAAGUUCCAGAAAAGUUUCUGACGCCCUUCCUGGCCGGAUGGCCCGAAGCUCAUGCCCUCUUGCAGAAGUUGGGCGUGUUACCGAUGUUUGAAGCUUUCGAUCGAGAUGGAGAUAGAGAUGAUGAACUUCACCAGAGGCCAGGCCUGCCACUGGACACCGUCACUUUGGCUGCUUUGGAAGAAGGUCUUCAAGCCCCGGUGCCGCCGGUGCUGCUACCGGUAAGAAUGGCAAGUCCCGCUUUUUCGUGUGCAUCAGCCAGUUCAGAGGAUACCAUUGCGAUGAUCGACGAUGAGAUAGUGAGUUGGAUGAAGUUGUCCUUGGAGCAGCAGUCUGUAGAGACAGGUUCUUCUCUGGGUUCUGGGGUUGAUAGUGCUGUUGAGUCAAGUGGGAUGUGGACCCCAGCUGGUUCUUGUUCGACUGUGGCUUCUUCGAUUGCUUCUGUUCCUGCUCUUUCUUUUUCUGCUUAUUCUUGUUCAUCAAAAAAGAGGGGAACUCAGUCUUCGAGUGGACGGAGUAUCAAGCGUGUACGUGUUCCGCCCCCUUGGAAGAGUGGUUGGAAUGAAAGCUUUGUGAGACAGAGGGAGUAUCCUGAGUGGAUUUGAGAUGAUGGGUAAUGGUAGAAUGUCCGGUCUUGGGUUCGGUUUGUCGAGUUACUCAGUUUCUUAGGUUCAGGGAGGCUCUUUUUCUGCAUUUUCGACAUAUUAAAGGACAUACCAUACAUCCAAGUGACUAUUAACG